Messenger RNA from Oryza sativa Japonica Group (Japanese rice), 7207 nucleotides. NCBI's taxonomy places the organism in Eukaryota, Viridiplantae, Streptophyta, Magnoliopsida, Poales, Poaceae. The record is from RefSeq and is a predicted model, not a curated record.
UGCUCCUCAUCCACCCGCAGCCCCGAAGACCGCACCUCUCCUCCUCGCUCGCUCCUCCUCCUCCCCGCGUCCUGGCAGGAGCUCCUCCCCGCUGCCGCCGCUCCUCCGCGCCAUGCCGUAGCCGCCGCCGGGUCCUUCUUCUUUCCCACCUCCGGGUCUUGCUUCUUCCCCAUCCCCACCGACACGGCCGACCUCUUCGCUCAUGCCUCCUCCUCCCUGCUGCCGCCGCUCUGCCGCAUCCUUGCCGGAGCUCUGCCGGAGCUCCGCCGGACUCUUACUCGGAGCCGCCGCCGGAGCAGGCCUCGGCCCCUCAUCAAACCUCAAUCGCGAUCUCCCUCGCUCGAUGCAAAGCAGCGGACUUCAGCGAUCAACGCUUGAUUGCCAAAUGGCCCGAUCCAGCCGCUCCGCUGCCAAGGCCACCACCCCGAGAUCGUGUGGAUCUGGCUGCUCCGCCGCCGAGGCCCUCCAACCCUGAGCCCUUCUGCCAUGAGUCUGCAGCAGGCUCCAUUGUUGUGUUCACCACCUGAGCCCCUCACCGCCAGAUCGCAGUCCACUCCACCGUGUAGUCGCUGUCCUGUGCCCCUUUGCAGCUUCACUGCCGAGGCCAACAUCCAGGUUGCCAGACCACCACCUUCUUCAACACCAUAUUGUGGCCCUUGACUUCUGCCUGAUUGCCGUCACAGAGACGUUCAUCAACCCUAGGUGGCCAUGGUACCACGAUGCUGCGGUGAUUGCUGAUACUAUUCCUGUUAUGUCAUGCUUGAUGCUGAAUCACGAGGGAUUCUCCAAGAGUUGGAAGCUGUCAAACAGCACUAGGCAGUCAAGUUGUAGAAAUGGUGAAAAGUAUGGAGAAGCUGCAGUCAAGUUGCUUGCCGCUACAUUACGAGUAACAUGUGAUUUUUCAUCUGAAGACCAAUCCAGAAAUAUUGGGACAAUUUGACUGAAUAACUGCUAAUUAUAACCAAUGUUUUGCUCGAAGUGUUAUUGGAUGUUUUCAUUAGUGGUACAGGUUGCUUACGUAAUCUAUGAUCAAUGGGCGCUUGCUGAUAAAAGAAUGCAUAUAAAUAACAAUUGGUGGAGGCAGAAAAGGAGGCUGGUCAAGUCAGCCUCCUGCAAUUAUGUCACUGGUAUUAUGCUUUCCUAUAGCUGAUCUUUUCCCUCUUCGGUCAUGUUCUGUUCUGUUCUGCUUACCACACCUCUCCUCCUCCCCAAAAAAAAGAUAUGGAACAUCAUCAUGUAGAAACUAAAAUUUAAGUUGACUCAAAUUAAGUAGAAAACAUGCUAGAACGAAGUAUCCCUCCCUCACUGCUGACAAAAGGAAUGAGUGCUUCAAAAGAAUUGAGAGUACAUGUAGCGGUCCUAGCAGAAGAAAGGAAGCAUAUGGAGCAAUAAAUUGGUCUGCCUCUAUUACUAUUAGAGGUAAGCUGAAAAUGAUUAUAAUCUCAUUUGGAUACAGUUAGCAUAAAUAUGUAAGUCAUAAACUCACAGUGGUGCAGUAUAAAUUUUUUUAUAUGAAUUUUGAAUAGCAACCCGAUAUGACACCCAUGCACAUUACAUUUACAGAGAGCAUAUGACAUGCUUGCAAUGAUCAAAAUUCCGAAGAAAUGUGCGGUUGUUGUCGUUAUGAGCUGUGAGGCCCAGCAAGCAGAGCAGAUUAGUGUGAUUUAUUGAUUCUAUAUGUUAAAAUUGAUAUACUACAUCAUGUUUCUAUGUUUUGUAGUGCAGACUUUUUCUAGAGAUAAUUUGUGUAUCCAUUCAAUAAUAUUUUUUUCUACAGCUAAUUCAGGCAAACAACAAUGCUGGGAUGAUUUUUAUAAGUAGGACAUGAACGCUAGAAAGCUAAAUUGACACCCUGGUGCCUCCCGUUUAUAGAUGUCACCAACAAGUAAGAGUGUUCCUCUUGUGUUUAUAUUGGAAUAUUGUUAUUGCUUCUAUCUGUAAAACCUGAAAAAUCUGAAACCAUUCCUAUGCUGAAUAAUAGAAGAUAUAAAAUGAAUAUGUGUCGCCAUUGCAUCCUUAUAUUUAUUUCUUCAAUCCACAAUUAACUAUCUAAACCACUUUUUUAUUUUAAUUCACACAAAUUAUUUUCGUUGCUGGUUUUAGUAUGAAUAUUUUGAUAUAUCUCCGCGCAAAAAAGGAUUUUGAUAUAGCUAUAUGCAUGUGCAUUGCCAUUCGAUUCCUUUUCCAAUAUGUAACAGUAGUCAUUGUAAAUAUACUUUCAUAUUGUUUCUCUCUGUUGGGGCAAGAACUCUGAAAAAUGAUAUUUGGGGUGGUUGAUAAGCUCACCAGGUAAAAAGGUAGAAACCAUGUAAAGAAAACUUCCUUCAAUUUAGUUUGUAUGGGCAUUAAUAAGUUACCUAAAACAAAUACUAAGAAUUUUGGGUCAAAAGGUAUGCUUUCUCCACAUAAUUUUGAUGUAAGAGUGAUAUGGUUCAACCCAUAACUCUUUUUGAUAUGGGUGUUCAGUUGCUACUUUUCUUCUUUUUGCAGGAAAUUUAUUUGCAAAGCACUCAAUUUACUGCUCUGCAAUUGCUUCACAGGUAACAUUCAUGCUUUCAAGUAUGUACUGUUCAUUCAUCUAUGCACAUAUAAAUGUGAAUUUUAUACUGCAGAAAUAGCUCACCAUUCAGUUUCAAUAGUUUAUGUUAAUGUUUCCGUAUAACAUUGGAACCAUGGCCCAUGCAUCCUUUUAUUAGCAAUAUUAACUGCUCAGAUCGGGCCGGGGGGUGUUAUCUUCAGAGGGAGGAAAGUGUGAGGAAAAAGUUUUCAUGGCAUCGUUAGUUGUUCCCCUGAGAAAAACAUAUGUAUCCACCUGGAUAUUUACAAUUUUUUGUUUACCAGAAAGUAAAUGAUGAGUAUAACCCUAAUCCUCUCAUUUUAGUCUUCAUUUUAGAUAAGUAUUCCUUAUUGAAUGUAAAACUGAAGUUACACUGAUGCAUGAAUACAUAAUUAUUCUAUGGGAUUGGUUGUUAUUUGUACUACUGAGUACUGACCAUUCUCUCAUGAUAUAUGAACAGAGCAUAUGCUCCUAGCAAGAAAUGUGGCAUGGGUGAGUUUAUUGUCUUGCUUUCACCAUGUAUGGAAUGUGGCAUGUGAGUUUAUACUCUUUCUUUCACCAUGUUGACUUUUUGCACAUUUAUAGAAUCUUUUGGUAUGAUGCUUUUUGUCGAUUCACAUGUUUUAUUAAUUAUUAACGACCAGCUGCAUAGGAAAACUGAAGAUGUACAUGGUUGAAAAGCCUAUAACAUUAUUACUAUGUUCAUUUAUCUACAAUCGUUUGGAUUUAAGAGUUUCCAGGAUAAUUUACUAAGGUGGUUAUCUCUGGUAAUUAGUUUCUUGUCUUCAUCUACUCCUUUUAUACCAGAAAAAAUAAUUAUUGGAUGAUGAUAAUAUACUAAGGCCUACUGCAGAUGUUGUGACUAAUAUUGCACAUCUUCAGUGCAUGCUUCUCUAGGGUGGACACUGUUUAUUCCCGACAGUUCUUAAUCACUUAGAAAUAGAGUUAUGGAAUUCAGCAACAUAUGUGAUUUGAUCUGAAAGAAUCAUCAAAGAGUUCAUCUUCGUGUAAGCUUAUAUUAUAAAAGAUUUUAUGCCAACAUUUUAUCUUUCCAAAACGUGUCUUGCACGUGCACGAUUACUAGUCAAUCUUAAAAUUGUUAGUUUAUUUUCUGAAUGUAUUCAUAGAGAUAGGAUGCGUGCACAUGUGUUCAUAUGGGUGAGUGUGCGUGUGUUGUUAAACAUCGGCGUUUGUACUGUGUUUAAAAAACUGCUAAAUUAUAUUACUAUUUUAUAUACAAAUUGUUUAAAAAUAUCAUAUAAAUCUACUCUUAAGUUUUAAAUAAUUAAAAACUUAAUUAAUAAUAUGUUAAUGAUUUUCUCAUCUUACCUUAGGCUGAGUUCUUAUCUCUAGUUUUCCAACUUACCUCCUUCAUUUUCCACGCGCACAUUUUUCAAACUGCUAAACUGUGCGUUUUUAAAAAAAUUUUCUAUACGAAAGUUACUUUAAAAAAUUAUAUUAAUCUAUUUUAGUUAAUACUUAAUUAAUUAUAUGCUAAAUGCUUCUUCGUUUUGCGUGUUAAGGAGUAAGGUUCUAAACCCUCACUCCAGAACACAUCCUAAUCUUUCAGCUGACACUAAGUAGAGUGGAGCUUAUACUUGUAAGCUAGUAAUAGCAGUUAAACCAUACCGUCUGUUGGAUUCAACAACGACGAUGUAGUGGCAACUGCUAGCAGAAAGCAUCUUCCUUCAGACACGGUUAGUCUCUCGUCCCCUUGAGUCUCACUGUAGUUGAACUGCCUCCACGCAAGUUACUCCCUCCAUCCCAAAAAUAAUUCAACCAGAAGAGGAUGUCCAGAUUCAUUAUCUUAAGAGGGAUCGGUUGAUUUUUUUUAGACGGAGAGAGUAGGCCUUAUGACAUAUUUACAUUCGUGUUCCAGUAGACUCAUUUCCAAUUUCCCAACCAAAAGCAUAGUACUAGUACACUGGACUACUUGACGUUCAAUUGAAAUGCUUAAAAAAUCAAUAAAAAAGCAUUAAGUUUCGAUCCACCAAUCCACCAUACACCUUACCAGUCACCAACUAAUCCACCAACACCCGGCCUCACCAAAACCCAGCUGGUCACCCGUCUGCUAUUUAAGCGAUCUCCCGCACUCCGUUUCCCUCCAAGAAGAGCACACAGCAGCCUCUCUAUAGUCUCAGCUCUUCUUCCACCACCACCCAGCUCCUCCUCCUCCUCCUCGUCGUUGUUCGCCACCACCGCUCGGAGAGAUGGCGAGCCAGACCGCCGACGCCACGGGGUUCGUCGCGAGCGACCCGCUGUCGUGGGGCAAGGCGGCGCUGGAGAUGACGGGGAGCCACCUGGACGAGGUGAAGCGCAUGGUGGCGCAGUCACGGGAGGCCGUGGUGAAGAUCGAGGGGUCCAGCCUCCGCGUCGGCCAGGUGGCCGCCGUCUCCGCGGCCAAGGACGCCUCCGGCGUGGUGGUCGAGCUGGACGAGGAGGCCCGCCCCCGCGUCAAGGCCAGCAGCGAGUGGAUCCUCAACUGCAUCGCCCACGGCGGCGACAUCUACGGCGUCACCACCGGCUUCGGCGGCACCUCCCACCGCCGCACCAAGGACGGCCAGGCCCUCCAAGUUGAGCUGCUCAGGCAUCUCAAUGCCGGAAUCUUCGGCAACGGCUCCGAUGGCAACUCGCUGCCGUCGGAGGUGUCGCGUGCGGCGAUGCUUGUGCGCAUCAACACCCUGCUCCAGGGCUACUCGGGCAUCCGCUUCGAGAUCCUCGAGGCGAUCACCAAGCUGAUCAACACCGGGGUCAGCCCAUGCCUGCCGCUCCGAGGCACCAUCACGGCGUCCGGCGACCUCGUGCCGCUGUCCUACAUUGCCGGCCUCAUCACCGGGCGCCCCAACGCGCAGGCGGUGACCGUCGAUGGCAAGAAGGUGGACGCCGCCGAGGCGUUCAAGAUCGCCGGCAUCCAGGGCGGCUUCUUCAGGCUGGAGCCCAAGGAAGGUCUCGCCAUCGUGAACGGCACCUCCGUGGGCUCGGCCCUCGCUGCCAUGGUGCUCUACGACGCGAACGUCCUCGCCGUCCUGUCCGAGGUGCUGUCCGCCGUGUUCUGCGAGGUGAUGAACGGCAAGCCCGAGUACACCGACCACCUGACGCACAAGCUGAAGCACCACCCGGGCUCGAUCGAGGCCGCCGCCAUCAUGGAGCACAUCCUCGCCGGCAGCGCGUUCAUGCCGCACGCGCAGAAGGUGAACGAGGUGGACCCGCUGCUGAAGCCGAAGCAGGACAGGUACGCGCUCCGCACGUCGCCGCAGUGGCUGGGACCCCAGAUCGAGGUCAUCCGCGCGGCCACCAAGUCGAUCGAGCGCGAGGUCAACUCGGUGAACGACAACCCGGUCAUCGACGUCCACCGCGGCAAGGCCCUGCACGGCGGCAACUUCCAGGGCACGCCCAUCGGCGUGUCCAUGGACAACACCCGCCUCGCCAUCGCCAACAUCGGCAAGCUCAUGUUCGCCCAGUUCUCCGAGCUGGUCAACGAGUUCUACAACAACGGGCUCACGUCAAACCUGGCCGGCAGCCGCAACCCGAGCUUGGACUACGGCUUCAAGGGCACCGAGAUCGCCAUGGCCUCCUACUGCUCGGAGCUCCAGUUCCUCGCCAACCCGGUCACCAACCACGUCCAGAGCGCGGAGCAGCACAACCAGGACGUCAACUCCCUCGGCCUCGUCUCCGCCAGGAAGACCGCCGAGGCGGUGGACAUCCUCAAGCUCAUGUCCUCCACCUACCUGGUUGCGCUCUGCCAGGCCGUCGACCUGCGCCACCUGGAGGAGAACCUCAAGAGCGCCGUCAAGAACUGCGUGACGACGGUGGCCAAGAAGGUGCUCACCACGGGCCCCGCCGGCGGCCUCCACAGCGCGCGCUUCAGCGAGAAGGCCCUGCUCACCGCCAUCGACCGCGAGGCCGUGUACAGCUACGCCGACGACCCGUGCAGCGCCAACUACCCGCUGAUGACCAAGAUCCGCGCCGUGCUCGUCGAGCACGCCCUCGCCAACGGCCCCGCCGAGAAGGACGACGGCUCCUCCGUGUUCUCCAAGAUCACCGCGUUCGAGGAGGAGCUCCGCGAGGCGCUGCCCAGGGAGAUGGAGGCGGCGCGCGUGGCGUUCGAGACCGGCACCGCGCCGAUCACCAACAGGAUCAAGGAGAGCAGGUCGUUCCCGCUGUACCGCUUCGUCCGCGAGGAGCUCGGCUGCGUGUACCUCACCGGAGAGAAGCUCAAGUCCCCCGGCGAGGAGUGCAACAAGGUGUUCCUGGCCAUCAGCGAGCGCAAGCUCAUCGACCCGAUGCUCGAGUGCCUCAAGGAGUGGAACGGCGAGCCCCUGCCCAUCUGCUGAUCGAACCAGUCCACCCGCGAACGCGACAAGAUCCAGGAAGAGACGAUACGUGCACCGAAAUAAGAAAGGGAGGAAUUCAGGAUCCUGAAGGCUUCUCGUACGCUCAUCAGCAGAUUACGUUGUUUCUCCGUCCGUGUUUUUUUUUUCCUUUUUGAGCUUGCUGUAUUUAUCCGUGUUGUAAUCGUGUGAGAUUGCUGCUGCAAUGCCGUGGCGCCUGCAGCGUUCAUGGCCUUGGCUGGCAGCUUUCUGAUUCCGUUGUUGUAUUUUGCAAGUGAAAUAUACUAAUAUAGCGCUAUCUUGAUUACAUGUGUUGAAA